Messenger RNA from Pyricularia oryzae 70-15, 372 nucleotides. RefSeq lists its product as uncharacterized. The record is from RefSeq and is a predicted model, not a curated record. NCBI's taxonomy places the organism in Eukaryota, Fungi, Ascomycota, Sordariomycetes, Magnaporthales, Pyriculariaceae. Bases 1 to 372 code for a protein of 123 amino acids. The transcript has 3 exons.
AUGUUCCGGCAGACCUCGCCUCCAGUUCCGGCUUUCAGCGAAACAGUUCGCGUGAAUCAUUUCGACGCCCAGUCCUGUUCGGAUAUCUUGGGCCUCUGUAUCCACUACCUCGACCCCGAUGAUGAGGUGCGAACUGCCGCGGAGCCCAGAAUCGUCCAUGGUCCUGAAACAUUCGAUCCUGCGUACCGGCAAACCACACUUGCACUUCGGAGAAAGGUUCAGCUUGGCUACCAGACUGGUGUGCUAGGGUUUAACCUGUUCUAUUACCUCAAAUGUGCGGUUGCGACAGGACACCCUACUGUCGAACGGACGGAAGUUGCGACUCUGCAGUCUGGGGCUGAGCUCGAGAAGAGCAAGCGACACCAAGUUUGA